Molecule: messenger RNA, 310 nt
Organism: Paramuricea clavata
Lineage: Eukaryota; Metazoa; Cnidaria; Anthozoa; Malacalcyonacea; Plexauridae
Source: the annotation of a GenBank genome assembly
UUGUGAGACUGACUAUAUAUCCGCAGAAAGUACACAAGCAUCUACAAGUAGUGAAGUUCUGGAUGUACUGAGCACACCCAAAUCAUCUAACAAAGUUGUAUGCGAUUUAGACGAAAUUUACGCCACGUUGCUGUUCGACGAAAUAAAUUCCGAAGUGUUUGAAUACGAUCUCAUGGAAGAUAUAGUAGAAACUAAUGUAGAUGACAUUAUUCAUGACGACAUUGAGGAGAACAUCACAUUGAAGGAAAUACUAUCGAAUCUUGCAGAAGCAACGUCCUAUGAUCAAAUUUCAAUCUUCACUUCAACUUAA